AUGCCAGAAUGCGAGGUCACGGUUACUGUAUGGCUAAAGAAAAUAUAUGGGAGUGAGCCUAUUCCACAAUACAAAGUGAAUGAAAGGACAGUCAAUAUCUUGUACAAGCUUGUGGAAUACAAUGAAGCCAGAGACAGGGAUGUUUCUUUGCUGAUAGAGGACAUGAAGCAGAAGGCUGCAGAAUAUGAAGCUGAAGCUAACUAUCUACAGGGCCUUCUCGCAGAAAGCCUGGGUCUUUCCCUAUCCAGUCUGUCCAGCAAAGGCAUCAAGUACCUUGAUGUCCUGGUAAACACUGCAAUAACACUUGAAACGAAGGACACUUCUCUUGCCAGCUUCUUCAGUGCCAUCAAUGAUAUGACGUCAGAGCUGUAUGAAACAGAAUCAAAUAACAGAGAAAUGGAACUGGAAUUGAGCAACAUCAGGGAAAAUCUAACUGCAGUGCUGAUGCUGGAAAAGCAGUUAGAGGAGGAUCUUAAAAAAACAGAACAUCUGGAAAUAGAAAAGGCCAAAGAUGAAAGCAGAUCCCAGUACAUGGAGUUCCUGAAAAAUAAAUAUGAGGAUACAGAAGUCAAGAUCAAGGCUGCUGAGGAGCAGCUUGCUGCCACGGGGUUGGAACAAUAACUGACACACAAGUCACUCAUGAGCCUGUCUGAGGAACUGGUUGGACUGCAGGAGGGAACUGUGCCUUUGAAGAAGAAACUGGAGUCCUACCUAGAUUUAAAUCCUAAUCCUUCACUUGUGCAAGUGAAGACUGAAGAAGUAAAAUGAGAACUGGAUGCCUUGGAGGCAGAGUUCUCAAAACAAAUUGAUGUGCUGACUCUUGAGAUGCCAGCACCCAGCAAACUCCAGUUCCCCUGAAGUGGCCUGCAUGGAAGAUGAUUUCCCUUCUAUUGCAUAUUUAUUUGCACUAAUAAAACAUUUUGGAAUUCUCACUGUACUUCUUUAGCUUUCUGCCUUAAUGUUCUUGCUGUUGGAUGGCACGCUUGUGACCUUCCAGCAAGCAUGCUCAUUUUUAGGGGUUCAUGUAGCCUUGCAUUGGUAAACAUCACCUAUUUUUCAUAAAAUAAAGAAAACCAACUUUGAGUGUUA
Falco peregrinus (peregrine falcon) is the source of this 1089-nucleotide messenger RNA. It is a transcript of the gene HAUS1, whose product is annotated as HAUS augmin like complex subunit 1. Gene Ontology annotation, biological process: spindle assembly; centrosome cycle. The record is from RefSeq and is a predicted model, not a curated record. The transcript has 9 exons. Lineage: Eukaryota; Metazoa; Chordata; Aves; Falconiformes; Falconidae. Gene Ontology annotation, cellular component: HAUS complex; cytosol.